CUUUAGGCUCCCCUAUGGAAGAGUCGUCAGAAUUGCACCCAGGGUCGCAGGGUUCCUUUUCUCUGCAGCUCGCUCCCUCGCGCGCCGCUUCCUUCCCUCCCAACUCCGUCCCGAGCUGAUCAGAUUCCUCGCAGCUGUGAUCACUCAGCCCGCCAUCUCUCUAACACCUUCAAGUUCUUUCUUCUUUCAGAUUUUCUAUUCAGCCGCUGCUGAUUCCACCUCCAUCUUAGACUUUCAUCAUCCUCCUCCUUUUAUUCCUUCCUUUCCCAUUUUCUUCGAUUCCUGUAUCGCGUACCUGAGGCAGUUGCGCGUGAACCUCCUUUCCAGGGUUUCCUGAUACACGGUUUCCUGCGCUUACCGGAGCCCUCGAUUGAAUCUUUAUUGUCACCUAUACGCCUUUUGAUACCCGCCUCAUUUUCCCGGCAUCAUGAGUAACUAUCAACAAGGCGGCCAGGGCUACGGCACCUACAAUCCCUACGGACAAGCAGGAAAUCCUUACGCUCAAGGAGGCCAAGAAAAUGAAGCAUACGGCAAUCAGGGAAACUACAGUGAACGCCCGGAGCCCCAACAACAAGGGAGCAGCUAUUAUGCUCAGGAUGAACAGCGGCAAGGCGGUUACGAAAUGAGAAACAUGAACGGCGCCGACCCAAACCGAAUCCUCAAUGAAUGCCGGGCUGUCGACCAGGCCAUUGAUGAAAUCGAGGCCGACCUGCAGCGUCUCAAGGGCCUUCAAUCUCGAUACCUGGCCGACACCAACACUUCUGCCCAGUCGCCGUUGCGCAUGGAAGUCGAUCGCAUGGGUGAUACAAUCAUGACAAAAUACCGCGGUCUCGUCAGCCGCGUCAAGGGCAUCAAGCAACAGCCGGAAUCCGGAAACCCACGCAAUGCUCCUCAAGUCGGCAAGGUUGACCGAAGAUUGAAGACAGCCAUCAACCAAUACCAACAGGUCGAGCGGGAAUUCCGGAAAGCGUCUCAAGAACAGAUGGCCAGACAAUACCGUAUCGUCCGCCCGGACGCGUCAGACGCAGAAGUGCGCGAAGCUGUGGAAGAUCCCAAUAACCAGCAAAUCUUCUCUUCUGCAUUGAUCCAGAGCGACCGACGCGGUGAAGCGCAGACUGUGGCUCGGAACGUUUCUCAACGUCAUGAAGACAUCCAGAAGAUUGAGCGACAGAUGAUCGAGCUUGCGCAGCUCUUCCAGGACCUCGAGGCAUUGGUGGUGCAGCAAGAGCCUGCAGUCACCCAGAUUGAGGAGCAAGGCGAGCAAGUCGCGGAGCACGUGGCCAAGGCCAAUGUUGAGCUCGAGGGCGCGGUUGUCAAAGCCCGCGCUGCCCGCCGCAAGAAGUGGAUAUGCUUGGGCAUUGUUGUGCUCAUUAUCAUCAUUAUCGUUGUGGUCGUGGCGGUGGCUGUUACGGUUACGAAUAACCAUUAGUAUGACGGCAAUAACAGCAAUCCACCGUCUUGAAUCACAAAACCAUCUUCAGUCGCCUGCGGGGAUCGUGACAUGCAUGGAACGGGCAACUCCGCAAUGCAGUUGAUUCUUGCAAGUCUACAUUUGACUUGAUGUCCGUCAAAGGUGGACGGCAUUUAUCAUUGGUGAAGCAGACCACAAUGCGCCCUUUAUUUUUGAUUGUUUUUGGAUCACCCGAGAGUCGACGCGACUCGCAUUCGUGAGGAGGAUCGGAGCGCGAUAGAGCGGGCCAGGGAAGGUGGCAGGGAGGGUUUUCAGAAUCUCAUAUGUUUUCGCAGAAAAAGCCGGCGCAAAAUGCUCAUUUGUCUGUUUUCGAUUCCUUCUGUCCACGGAGGGGACUUCGGGCUGGUUGGUCGGGUGACAUUGUACAGCAUCAAAACGCCCAUUAGAUACACACACUAGCCGCUAAUAAUUCCUUUCGAGUUC
Cladophialophora immunda is the source of this 1894-nucleotide messenger RNA. RefSeq lists its product as uncharacterized. Gene Ontology annotation, molecular function: SNARE binding; SNAP receptor activity. The record is from RefSeq and is a predicted model, not a curated record. The coding region runs from base 428 to 1429 and encodes 333 amino acids. Gene Ontology annotation, biological process: exocytosis; vesicle fusion; intracellular protein transport. Gene Ontology annotation, cellular component: SNARE complex; plasma membrane; endomembrane system. The transcript has 4 exons. Lineage: Eukaryota; Fungi; Ascomycota; Eurotiomycetes; Chaetothyriales; Herpotrichiellaceae.